AUACAAGAAGAGGAGCACGAAGAAAAACACCGGAUUUAGCAUAACUUACCAGAUGUGCGUAUACAACUAACUUGUCAAUCAAACUCGACGCGCUCGCUUACUCAAUCUCGUUCUUUGUUGUUUGGCUGGUCUUGUGCUAGUGUAUUGUGGAAAGACGUAUAAUAUAAAAUUUGUCCUGCGAUUAAGUCAGUGUUUUUAUAACAUUGGCGCAUUUUUUUAACGCAAAGUUAAAUUUGAAUAAAAGGAUUAUAUAUUAAUGUUAGUUUUAAAUUAAACAUGACUGAUGAAGUAUUUUUAUCAGAAGAAAUGUCUGAAGUUCCAAAAGGUUGUAAAGAGCGUGAAAGCGAUUCGGCAAGCCUUCCUGCGAUAUCUCCGACAGAGGAUCCUAGAAAAAGCAAUUCUUCAACAGCCACAGUGGAUAAUGAAAAUAAAGUGGAAACUGAUGUGUCAGAGAAUAAAAUUAAGUAUGAAGAUGAUACUAAAUUAAAACAAAGUGACAGUGGAACGUUGUUAUCACGCGGGGGCGAAUUUGGUACCGAUGAAAUAGCAAGUGUGAGUUUAGGUGACGUUGCUCUAAAUGACCUGCAAACUACUUCUGAUAUCAGAUUUUUUAUAUGUGGCUCUUGCAAAAAUAAUCCAAUUCUUAUUGGAUCUACACCCAAGCUUCUGCCUUGUUUGCAUUCUUUCUGUGAGAAUUGUCUAAAAGAGAGGUACGAAAAACAAAAGCAAUCUUCAAAGGAUGGCUUAAGUACCCAGCCAAGACUAAAAUGUCCAUCAUGUGGGCAGGAAUUUUUGGUUGCAGCUAAUGAUAAACCUACAUCCGGGUUUCUAAAUAAUCAGUUUGUUAUUGAAUCAACACCUGCUCGAGAAACUCAAGAACCAGAAAAUCAUCAAUGUACGUCAUGCGAUGAUAAAAGCUCUGCAGAUUCGUACUGCUUAAAUUGUAAUGAAUGGUUAUGUAGUGUAUGUGUGAGUGCUCACCAACGUGUAAAAGUUACUAAAGAUCAUAUAAUUCAGUCACAAUCGAGUCGAAGUGAUCCAAAACCAGAAACAACUGAUAUUCCUCCUAAUUCAAAUAAAGAAAAACCCUUAUUUUGCAAGAUGCAUACACAAGAACAGCUCAGGUUAUUUUGUGCAAAUUGUGAUAAACUAACAUGCCGUGAUUGUCAAUUAGUUGAACAUAAAGAUCAUCGCUAUCAAUUUAUAAAUGAAGCAGCCACAAAGCACAGAGAUACUUUAAAAAAGUUAUUGCAAUAUUUGCAAAUUAACUUAGGUUUGCUGAAAGAAACGAUUGUUGAUGUAGAAAAAGUUAGUAACGGCCUAUCUGACCAAGAAAAAGAACUUGAAGGCGAAAUUAAAAAUGCAUUUGAUUCUUUAAUCAACUCAAUUAAAGUCCGACAGGAAAAUUUAGUGAAAGAGCUAAAACAGCUUGUAGUAAGCAAACAAGCUUUACUGGCCAAACAGAAAAAGGAUUUGACACAAAUGCGUAUUAUAUUAGAACAUAACCAUGAUUUUGCAGAGUUUGCAGUGAAAGGGGGUAGUAACGUUGCCCUGCUUUAUAGCCGCAAAGUUUUGGGAACUAGAUUGCACAAUUUAAACAGUCUGAAAUAUAGGCAAAGACCGCUUGCUUUUACUGACCUAAAGUUUAGUAUGGAUGUGGAUAAGCUUUGUUCAUAUUUUAGCAAAAUUGGAGCAGUGUAUUCACAUGAAGAUAUGCAAAGGCGAAUUGAUCAUUAUAACACAAAAACCCCUCCUUCAAGUAUUGCACCUAGGACUAUGGCAUUAUCAUCUAGGUCUUAUAAUAACAAAGUUCAUCAAUCACCUAUUGAAUCAAUGACUGCAAUAAAUAAACGAAUAUCUGAAUCUACUGCUGUAACAUCUUCAACGGCAUAUAUUAAUUUGUCAAAGCAAGGAUCUUUUGGAUUGCCUGGUCACCAGACCCUAAGAACCUCUGUUAGUUCACCAAAUUACAAUAAUGCAAGGUUGUCAUCUACGAUCUCACAAGAUAUGAUAGAGUUGUCUUCCUCCCAUCCUCGAUCAUUUCAAAAUGCCGACCCAGUUUCACAAAUUAAAAGAGAUAUGGCAUCAAAGUAUCGGAAAGCAUCUCAAGACUGGGCAGGAGGUGUGCCUCACAAAUCACAUAUCUACGAUAAAAGCAAACACGUGCAAUCCAGUUAUGACCAUCGCUCUUCCCAUGUAAGCUACAAUGGCAGAGAUUAUCAUCGAAAAUUAUCUCUAACUUCUCCUCACAGAGAACAUCAUUCAAAUAGCCAGAAUAAAAUUGAACAACCGCAUCAUUCAAAAAACAGUACAAUUGACCAACUACAAAAAAUGGUUACGAACACACUUGGAUCAGGUAUUUCAUCUUAUGAUGGGAUGGAGAGGCCAUCUCCAAGAGCCUCUGUUAGCGAUGUCCAAACUGGCAGAUUAUCAGCUAAUGGAAUGGUACUUGUGAAAGAAGAAAGCAAGAGUCCAGAUGUUGGUACAUAUCAGAUGAGCUUGCCACAUAAUCCUGAUGAUAGACAAAAUGAUGCUGCUUUUGACGAGGGGCAGAGUAACGAAGACUACUGUGGUGUAUGUCGUAAUGGUGGUCAGUUAUUGUGUUGUGACACCUGUCCAAAAGUGUAUCAUUUAAAUUGUCAUGUACCUGCAUUGACUGGUUUACCAAGUGAUUCGUGGAGUUGUGGCUUGUGUGCUGAUAUUGGUAAUGAUACCAGACCAGGUCACAAACGGCGGUACACAGAACAACUAACAGAUUGGGAAAGAAAGUUGACAGAGAAGAUUAUACUGAGUCUGUUUGUGCAUGCCGAUAGUCUUCCAUUCCACCACAAAGUUAGUAAAGUGCAAGUACCAGACUAUUAUAAGGUGAUCACAAAACCAAUGGACUUAAUGACUGUCCUCACCAAAAUGAAUCCGCAACACUUCGAAGCUUACAAAACGUUUGAAGAUUUCAUCAGUGAUAUCCGAUUGGUAUUUUCAAACUGCUUCAUUUAUAACUCUGCGGAAUCUGACGUAUGCAAAAUGGGACGUCGUCUGGAGGCGCAUUUUGAUACUUUGUUGAAAAAGCAUGCCCCAGACGCAAAUGCAUAUCCGAGCAAUGAACCAAGAAUCAAAAGACGAAAGGAAGACAAUUCGCUUGCGUAGCUAUGGUACCAUUUAUUUUACGACGAAAAACACCGACACGCUGCGACUUUCUGACGAACCUGAAAGACGACGCUUUGAACGACGAGAAAUACAUAAUGAAGAAUCGACAUCUCUAAAUAUAUUAAUGUGUGAAAAAAUCUGUAGUUUAAGUGUGAAUUGAUGUAAUGUAUAUAAUACUUAUGUGGUAAAAACCAAGGCCUGUUAAAAGGUAAACCGAA
Molecule: messenger RNA, 3362 nt
Organism: Hydractinia symbiolongicarpus
Lineage: Eukaryota; Metazoa; Cnidaria; Hydrozoa; Anthoathecata; Hydractiniidae
Product: transcription intermediary factor 1-alpha-like
Exons: 7
Coding region: 277-3144 (955 amino acids)
Molecular function (GO): protein binding; zinc ion binding
Source: RefSeq, a predicted model, not a curated record